AUGGAUUAUAAACCUGGGAAGGCUAACCUUGUGGCUGAUACUCUAAGUCAUAAGGGUGAGUUAGCUGCCACUGCUACCCAGCCUCAGUCCUCUUUUUUUGAGCGCAUCAGGGAAGGAAUGAAUCAUGAUGCGCAAGCUAAACAGCUUUUAGAGAUGGCUAACAAGGGUAAGACGUGGAGAUUUUGGAUAGAUGAUGGAUUAAUCCGCGCAAGGAGAGGAUGUCUCUUUGUACCUAGAUGGGGUAACUUGCGCAAAGAGAUCAUGCACAAGUGUUAUGAUUCUCUAUGGGCUGCCCAUCCUGGGGUUAGGAGCACCAUGGCUCUUGUGGAGUGUGCGUAUUAUUGGCCCUGUAUGUUGGAUGACAUUGAGCUUUAUGUGAAAACCUGCUUGAUAGUUGAUUUGGUGGAGAAAAGGGUGAUGAUAAAGAUUUGGAAUUUGCAUUUGAAAUGGGAGAAGAUUCAAGAAGGCGUUUGUACGCAAUCAGGAGUGUUUCGCUGGCUGGGAUAA
Hevea brasiliensis (rubber tree) is the source of this 507-nucleotide messenger RNA. RefSeq lists its product as uncharacterized. The transcript has 2 exons. The record is from RefSeq and is a predicted model, not a curated record. NCBI's taxonomy places the organism in Eukaryota, Viridiplantae, Streptophyta, Magnoliopsida, Malpighiales, Euphorbiaceae. Bases 1 to 507 code for a protein of 168 amino acids.